Molecule: messenger RNA, 2110 nt
Organism: Anolis carolinensis (green anole)
Lineage: Eukaryota; Metazoa; Chordata; Lepidosauria; Squamata; Anolidae
Product: zinc finger protein 664-like
Exons: 3
Coding region: 112-1308 (398 amino acids)
Biological process (GO): urogenital system development; embryo development; regulation of transcription by RNA polymerase II
Cellular component (GO): nucleus
Molecular function (GO): RNA polymerase II transcription regulatory region sequence-specific DNA binding; DNA-binding transcription factor activity, RNA polymerase II-specific
Source: RefSeq, a predicted model, not a curated record
CAGCGCCAUUUCCGCUUCCGUUUCUGGGAGGAAGCGGAAGUGGGUGAAAUUGGGGGGGGUGCACGGAGGAGGUUGGAGAAAGAGCGGCUGGUGAAUUCUGAGGCAGUGGCCAUGUAUUUUACUCGCGGGGAGUGGGAUUUCCUGGACCCGGGCCAGAGGGUCCUCUACAAGGAGGUCCUGAUGGAGAAUUACGGGAACGUCGCCUCUUUGGGCAAUGUGCCCCCAAGUGAGGCUUACCGGGAGCUCCCCAUGGCAUCCUGGGAAGCGGCCAAACCGAUUGUGGAGAAGCAGCAGGAGUUUGAGGGCCAAAACGGGGCAUCUAAGCCAAAGGGAAACCAGUCCAAGAACGGGAAGAAGAAGCCCCCCGCCCCGCUGGGCCCUGAGAUGGGGGAGACCUUGACCCCGGAGCCCGGCCAGGCGAAGUGCCCUGCCUGCGGGAAGGCCUUCAAGUACGAGUCGCACCUGAACAUCCAUUUCCGGGUCCACACGGGGGAGAAGCCCUACUCGUGCGCGGAGUGCGGGAAGUGCUUCAGCCAGCACGGGCACCUCCACUCCCACCAGAGGACCCACUCCGGGGAGAAGACCUACAAGUGCAUGGACUGCGGGAAGAGCUUCAGCGACAGCGGGGCCUGCACCAAGCACCAGACCACCCACAACAAGGAGAAGCCCUACCAGUGCCUCGAGUGUGGGAAGAGCUUCAGCCAGCACGGGCACCUCCACUCCCACCAGAGGAUCCACACUCGGGAGAGGCCCUACAAGUGCACCGAGUGCGGGAAAGGCUUCAGCCAGCGGGGCCACCUCUAUUCCCACCAGAGGAUCCACACCAAGGAGAAGCCUUACAAAUGCACCGAGUGCGGGAAGAGCUUCAGCCAGCGGGGCCACCUGUAUUCCCACCAGAGGAUCCACACCAAGGAGAAGCCCUACAAGUGCCUGGAGUGCGGGAAGUGCUUCAGCCAGAGUGGGCACCUCCACUCGCAUGAGAGAACCCACACGGGAGUGAAGCCCUACAAGUGCAUGGAGUGCGGGAAAUGCUUCAGCCAGCGGGGGCACGUCUAUGCGCACCAGAGGACCCACACGGGGGAGAAGCCUUACAAGUGCGUGGAGUGCGGGAAGAGCUUCGGCCAGCGGGGACACCUCCACUCCCACCAGAGGACCCACACGGGGGAGAAAGCCUGCAAGCGGGCCGAGUGCGGACAGUGUUGCGGAGAUGGCGCUAACGGCGCAUGUGCCAAGCACCCGCGGAUUCCUACGUGGGAGAAACCCUACAAACACCCGGAAAGUGCUUCUUCCGUUAUGGCGGAAUACUGAUACAUACAUCACACACGGUGAUGCAUUCAACUAGAACUUUCCAACACAUUGUGUGUAGCUGUGUCGCGCAAACGAGAAAUUACAAUGUAUGUUAUCAUCUUACAAAUCAUAUAUUUUUUACAAAUCUAAAUGAAACGUUUUCAUGAGAUACGUUGUGUCCCGUACAGUUCAGCUACGAUCCGUAUCUCUUCUGCAAUCUAUCUCUUCAAACCUCCAGUUUGAUCAGUAAAACCGAAUGACUGUGUUGCGGAAUGGCGCCUGACUAAAAACGUGGAAUCUUUGGAAAGCUCUGGAUCAAACUGUCUUACGGAAGGCCGUAAUGCUGUAAAAUAACCAAGUGGUAGAAAAAGAGUUUGGUCUGAUGACAAAAUGUGUUUCAAAUUAUGGGAUCUGCAUCAUGAGAAAUAUUAAUGGGACUUUGUUAGAAGCUAAAACUUUACUCCCAGUUCACAUUUCCUGCCUUUUCUUAUGCUAGCUGUUCGUAUGGACUUUUCUAUUUGCGCUGUCCAUUUUAUGUACUCGUUCGUCAUGUUCGUUACGGAUUCUGCAGAAUUACAUUUAAAAUAGAAAUGUCAUUUUUUUAAAACGUAUUUUUAACUUCUCAGAAUAUUACCUACUAAACCAUUACGUGACUGCAUUUGUGACCCUAUACUAACCCAGUGCCACUGAACCUCAUGGCUUCUACAGCUGAUAGAAAACAGCUGGAAAUACAUAUUUCAAACAUCUGUAAGAGGGUUGUGUAUGUAUAAUUGAUGUUGAGUUUGAAGCAGAAAAAUUACAAUAAAUGUGUUUUGGAGCAUAA